ACCUCUCUACAGUUCAGCAAACUUAACCCUCCCAGAGCAGCAGAUGAUCAGAUGGAUGCUCUGAGAAUCAGCCUUUUACUGCUUCUGCCAUGUUUUUCCUGCUUUUUGGACGGCAAAGAGACUCUUGUGAAAACAAUCGGGAUAGAACCAGAUUUCACUCCAAUCUGCACCAAUGAAACAUCAAAUAUCAUCAUGCUGAUAGUGUGCAAAAUCAGAACAGAGAGGAGCAGUGGAGAGGAAUGCAGCCUGCUUUAUAAGGAUGAAGGCAACUUUACUAAUGAGUGUGACUCCAGGUUUACUCUUUCAACAAGGAACCAAACUGUGUUUCUGCAUUUGACCAGUUUAACACCAGCUGAUAGUGGGAGCUACUCCUGUCAGUGUUCAAAAGCUGAAGGAACGUAUUUUCUCCAUCUCAACAUCACAGUUAAUGGCUCAUUUUCUGAUGAUAAUCCAGCAGAUGAAGUUUGGAGCCAUUCUGCAGGAGUGACUCUUCCUUUUGCUUUGAUUGCUGCACUUCUCCUACUCAUCUUACUUUUGGUUAUUCUAGGAUAUAUUCACAGAAGAUAUUACUGUCGAGAGCAGCCACAAUCAAGCCACCGUCAUCCAAAUGAGGACUUCGUUGACAUUGAGCCAUACAGCACCUACAUUCAGAAAGAGAAUGGACUUUAUUCAACGACCGUCUUGCCUAACUAUUAAAUUAAUUCUGACAAUAUAAAUAACUUCAUUUGAAUGGUCACCUUUGUGGAACUAUAUUUUUAAUCCUUACUUAUGUACAAGUUAACCUGGUUCAGGUCAGUUUGGACUGAAACACAAUAGUUUCUAUUUGCCAAAAGUGUUUUCUUCAAAUUCAAAAUACAAAACUAAGUUCACUGUGCCUUUCACAGAACAUGGCUUUGUAAAGGUCAAUUCACCCUCUUAGUUAAAUGGAGACACACGCGAAGACGCAUUUUAUGCCAACACCUCAAAUGCGAUGCAUCCUGGUGUGACAUAACGGAAAAAAAUCAAAAGAAGUGUUACAGUAGCAGCAUCAUGCUGCGUAGGUGCUUUUGCUGCAAGACAGACUCGUGCAUUUUGUAAAACAGAUGCCAUUGUGAGGAAAAAAACAUUAUGUUGAAAUACCAAAGCAGCAUCUAAAAGUCGCUGCUCUGUAGUGGCCAUCACAAAGCUCUGAUGUCAGUCAAAAUGAAAAUGUGUGGGUAGAGCUGGAACGGUGUGUUAGGAUGGCAGGCCACAAACCAGACGCUGUUUCAGCAGUUAUAUUAGAGGAAACGGACCACAGAUCCAGCAAACAGAGGUUUGUGUAUGCAAAAAAAAAAAAAAAAAAAAAUUCUUACACGCUUAUCACUGUUGGAGUCGCGAGGGGUGCUGGUACCUAUCUCCAGCCGUCAUUGGGCGAAACAGCUGGAGAUAGGCACGCAUAUACUCA
Molecule: messenger RNA, 1426 nt
Organism: Fundulus heteroclitus (mummichog)
Lineage: Eukaryota; Metazoa; Chordata; Actinopteri; Cyprinodontiformes; Fundulidae
Exons: 5
Coding region: 52-696 (214 amino acids)
Biological process (GO): regulation of neuroinflammatory response
Molecular function (GO): signaling receptor activity
Source: RefSeq, a predicted model, not a curated record